AAAAAUGAUGGUAAACGUCAGAGUGUGUCAGUUUUAAAAGUGGCCUCAAAUACAUUUGGUCAAAAUCCAUUUUUUCCACAAGCUCUUGCUCGUUUUUAUUAUAUAGAACUAAAAGACUACAAUCAGGCAGAAAUGUGGGCACAGAGAGCAAUAGAAAGAGAUCCUCAAAACUCUUUUGUUGCUGACACACUUGGCCAAGUCCAUAAAAACCACCUAAUGAACAAUGAGGUUUCUGAACCAAGAGACAUUUUGAGACUGGCCAAAAAAGCCAUUAAAGCUUUUGAAGAUGAAGAAAAACUUGCUGAAGAUGAAGAUGGACCAGACAUGAAAAAACAUGGCAAUAUAAAAGUUUCACCUUUUUAUAACUUCAGAGGGCAGUUUGGUUACCUGCAGGUCUGCAAAACUCUGUAUGACAAACUUGUCAGUCAAAAUGAAACCUGGGAAAAGUUCUCACCAAAAAAGUAUCGAUGGGUUCUGUCCUCGAAUCACUUGGAGACAACAAACUCCAAAGAUUCAAUGAUCUCAUAUUAAGCCUGCAAGAUGACAUUGAGAGAAAAUGCAUGUUUUUGGAAAAAUUUCAGACUUACUCAAAGCCUAAAAUGGAGAAAGAUGAUCCUGAAUAUAUAUCUAAAGACACCUCAGAGUGCUACCAGAAGUAUGUUGGAGACACAACUGCAAAACAACUCAUCCAGAUGUUUCAGGAGGGAAACCUAGAUGACCAGUCUGUGGAAGUGCUGUCAUUUCUUGUCAAACAAUACACUCAAUCAGAGCUCGAAGACAUAUCUACAAAGUGUAGAGAAAUGUGUCCAAGUGCAGAUUCAGAGACAACUCUAGUCAACAACAUCCUCACACUAUUUAUAGGGAAAAUGCCAUCGAGCAAGAAAGACCCACCUGAGCUGCACAUGUUCUCCCUCCUCUGGUACUGGGCUGGAAAUCAAGGCCGGUGUGAUUAUGACCUCAGUGAGUUAACUCAGCAAAUGUACAAGUCUUAUGAAAAUACAUAUAAGAAGUACUUUCGAAACAGAUACCUCCUUCCUGUGUUUUUCAUUGGGAAAGGUGAAGGUGUGAAGAGAAUUGUUCACAGAAAUGUUAUUGAGAAACAUCUGAAAGUGAUUGAAGCAGAUUGGAGCGACAACUGGAAGAAAGAAGAAAUCUUCAGAAAUCCUGAUGUUCAAGAGCUCCUUCUCAGACUUGAUGGAGAAGUAAGAAACUACAAAGUGUAUACAAGAGUUGGUGGCAAAGAGAUUGAGAUGGAUGCCAAUGUGAGAAACAAAAUUUGGAAACCACGCUCAGUUACCUUUUACCUUGGAUUCACCAUCAGAGGUCCCGUGGCCUUUGACAUUCAGCGCAAAACUGCAGACACAGAUCACAGUGUCAUGGAUCUCAGUGGAACAGCCCUGACCAACGAUGUGAAAGACACCAUAGAUAAUGAGGGACAUUAAAGUUUGUGCUCAGUUUCCCCAUGGGAAGGUGAUUCUGAGACUUUUCUUUGUGUUUAUGUGUUUACAUGUAGGGGCAAAAACGAAAGGAAAGGGCUCUGUAAUGUUUAAAACCAAUGCAAAAGAAGUAUGUGUCAUGGUCAUUUUUCCUGCUGCCGCAGUUUUAGUCAUAAAUAUAUUAUUUCUGCUAACACCUUAGAUUAAACAACAGACAUUCUGAUUCAUAGAAAAAGUUGAGUUCCUAAAACGUUUUUGCCAAGUGUCUAUUUAAUACUUUGUUCGUGGAUUUGUCACAUCUAUGUAAGCUUUUAUGUAGUGAAGUUUACAAACUUUGUGAAGAAACGUCUCAAAUGAUUUUUUUACAUUGUUGUUUAAUUGUUUUAAUUGGAAGUUUUAAAAACAUGAUAUUACAGAAUUGUUUUGUCAUUUAUAACAUGACACGAGUGAAGCAUAACCAAUGAAACUGUUUGACAUAUUUUAGUUGCUGCUUGAUGUAUUGUACUGUUUUGAUUUUUUUUUCUAAAACAGUAGAUUUUUGAGAUAUAAGUUUAUUUGUUGUUUUAUUUGUGCAUUAAAAUGCAGUUCCGUGUAUGUGCUAUUACCUUCAUGGAUUUAUUAUGGAUUUAUGCAAUUUUAAAAAUAGAAAAUAGGGUUUCUUUGUUCUCAUUGUGUUGCAUUGUGUUGUGGGUUUUUUUUCACAUUUUUAAUCAGACCUUUGUAGUUUUAUCUUUGUUUAAAUUAAGAUGAGUAUUGCUGAAUUUAUCAUUACUCAGUAGGUAAUGUUUUGUUUCUGCAGCACAGAAUCCAUUUGGAAAUUUGCAUACUCAAAUUUGAUUAUGUGAAUCAAUAUUAAAGUUACAUACAUAGCCACCUUUGUAUAAUAAUAUUGUUUUGCAUUAAUUUCAAAUGUGUUUACUGGCUGUUAGUGAAUUGCCAACUAUCUCUCAAUUUAUUUGUCAAAAAACUAAAAAAGAAAGACAUAAAUUCUGCAUUAAAUAUCAGAAAAACCUAA
Molecule: messenger RNA, 2451 nt
Organism: Haplochromis burtoni (Burton's mouthbrooder)
Lineage: Eukaryota; Metazoa; Chordata; Actinopteri; Cichliformes; Cichlidae
Product: sterile alpha motif domain-containing protein 9-like
Exons: 2
Coding region: 468-1442 (324 amino acids)
Cellular component (GO): cytoplasm
Source: RefSeq, a predicted model, not a curated record